Messenger RNA from Rotaria sordida, 3480 nucleotides. The record is from the annotation of a GenBank genome assembly. NCBI's taxonomy places the organism in Eukaryota, Metazoa, Rotifera, Eurotatoria, Philodinida, Philodinidae.
AUGUUAUCGUUGAAAAAUUAUUUUGUCAAUUUAAAUAUAUUUGAAUCAUCGACUGAUUCAACAGCAACAGAUGAAGAAAAAGAACAUGAAUGUCGAUCAAAUAUUAUUUCAACUCGAAUCUUUUUCAUUGUUUUUAUCAUCGUUCUAGUUGAACUCACUAUUAUUAUGAAAACAAGAAGUCGAGAUACACUUAUAAUAGUUGAAAAUCCAAGUGAAGAUCAAUUCAUAAAUUUACCAUCUGAUGCUCAUUGUCCAUGUUCUCGUAUAUCAUUAUCCUAUGGUGAAUUUAUUUCAAUUCAAAUUCGAUUUCAUCAGAUAUGUUCAAGUGAUUUUAUAUCUGAUCGAUGGAUUAAAACAAUUAAUUUUGGUUCAAAUACAACGUAUUUUUCCGCUUCUAACUUUCGAAAAGAAGGGAGUGCAAUAUUUCAAUCACUCGAAAGUUUUUGUCGACUUUCAAAAGAUUAUGCUAUUCAAAGUAUUGAUUCAUUUAAUAAAGAUUUAUUUAUAAGUCAAGAAGUUUUAAAAGAAUCUGUAUUUCAAUCCCAAAUAAAUGGUACUAUUCAUCAAUUUCAAUUAUUAUCACCUAGUGGAUUCUCAAUACAAUUAGAAUUAAUACAAAAACUGACAGCCGGAAAUCGUUUUCUAUCUGCUCUUCAGACUAAUUAUAUGCAAUCGUAUGUACCUUGGGGGAACAAUAUAGUUCUUAUUCAGGUACAUAAUCAAGUUUUUCCGGAUGGAGAGCAUUCCUCAUGUUCUUGUCGGAUCCGUAUUGAUUGUAACAUAGAAUCAAUGAUAUUGAAUGAAUUUGAACAACCUAAUAUCGACUACUAUCCGCCUUAUGGUAAGAUGUUAAUGAAAAUUCCUGGAAUGGUGCAUAGCUGUCUACCAGUAAAUACAAUUCUUCUCUCAACAUUAGAAUGUUUUUAUAAUCAAACAUGUUUAAAUGAUCUUGUUUCAUUAUUACCUACGACUGAAGCUUUUACAGCAAUGUCACAAUUCGAACAAACUCGUUAUGAGUUAAAUUCAACAAUACAAACUAUUAUCGACAAUUUAAUGAUUGAAGAAUGGGUGAUCGAUAUUUCUUAUAAGAAAUAUUAUGAACAAUGUGCUCCCAUUUCAUGUACUUAUUUUAAGAAUGAUAAAUAUGAUUGGAAAUUUGUACUGACACAAUUAAUUGGUUUAUUAGGAUGUAUAAUAAUGGUAUGUAGUUUUAUUAUACAAAAUAUAGUUAAAUUCAUUCGACGACGACCAUCUCAAAAUACAGAAUCAAUAUCUUAUCUUCAACAAAAAACAAUUCAUCAACCAUCAGAAUUUCAAUUUAAAGAACUUGAAAAAAUUUAUUCUUCAAAUCUUUAUUGUUCAUGUUCAACAGUCUCAAUGAAUUAUUCAACUUUUAUUAUGAUUGAACCUUACUUUCAUCAAAUAUGUUCAAGUGACUUAAUAUCAGAUGCAUGGAUUAAUUAUAUCAAGGGUGAUAACAUACUGAACGAUUAUUUUCCAAUAUUUGACUAUCGAAAUUCUGGUGUAUUCCACUUUCAGUUAUUGUCAUUGUUAUGUCAACAUUCUCAACAAACAGUUAAUAUUAGUAUCAAAACAUUUCUUCAAACACAAUUUCUUUCUUCACAAGUUAUUUCUCAAAACCGAUUUGAAACUAAAGUUAAUUCAUCUAUUAAUGAUUGGAAAUCUGAAACUAUCGAUCAAUUUUUACAAACAAUUAAAAUAUUUCAAGCUGUAUCACAUGGAAAUCAACUUAUGAGUCAGCAGUUUCAUUAUUAUAUAUACUCGAAUGAUACAAAAAUGAAUCUUGAAGUAAAAAAAUAUUUCAAUUGUUCAUGUAUUCUAUCUUCAUCAUGCCUGAUCUCUAUCGGUCUGUACGAAGGUGAUCUAUCUUGGGAGUUUUACAUGACACUUUUCAUAGUCCCAAAUUUUUUUCUGGGUUGUUCUCAAAUCGAAGGAUUAAUGAAAUCAACUUUAGAAUGUUUUUAUCAUCUAUCAUGUAUGAUUAAAUUAGAUCGAUAUUUUGAUUUUCCUCUUGGAUCAUCUUUUAAUUUUUCAAAUUUAAAUCAAAAUCUUAAUCCACCGAAUGAAAUAAUAGAAUCGAUUAUCAAUAGACUUAUGAUUGAUUCUUGGACAUCGAAUAUUUCAUUUUCUUCAUAUUAUAAUACAUGUUCUCCAUCAUCAUGUACAUAUCAAUAUAUUAGUCGAAAUGAUUUAUUCUUUGUUAUAACAACAAUUCUUGGUAUUUGUGGUGGUUUAUCUCUUGGAUUAAAACUACUUACUUUAAUUAUUCUUCGAUUUAUUGAGAAUAUAAUUAAUAAUAAUUGUUUUAAUGGAUUUAUAACAAUGAUAAAAAACUUAUUUGUUUGUAAUACUGAACAACGUCUUAUUAAUCGACUUCAUUUCAUUUUACUUUUAUUAAUAUUAUAUUUAAUAUUUAUAUUUUCUGCUUUUAAACCAAAAUUAGUUACUAUCCAAAUAAUAAAACCAUCACUUUCAAAUUAUAAAGAUUUAUUAAAAGAUCAUUCCAAUUCUCUUCAAUGUUCUUGUUCACAAAUAUCUAUUCCAUAUGAAACAUUUCUUAAUAUUGAACCUCAUUUUCAUGAUUUAUGUUCAAGUCAAUUUAUUUCUGAUGAAUGGAUUCAUUAUAUUUAUGGUGAAGGUCAUCUUUCUCGUCGAUUUUCAUUCGAUGAUUAUCGUUAUUCAGCUCCUGGACAAUUUCUUUCACUUUCUUCACUUUGUAAACUUAGUCAAGAAAAAGUAAAUCAUACUCUUUCGCAUUUAUUGACAAGUUAUUUUAUUAAUUCUCAGCUUUUAUCUGAAAAUCUUUUAAUUGAACAAAUUGAAAUAAUUCUAAAUCGACUUCAAUCAACUACAUCCAAUUCAUUUCUUAAUAUUUUGAAUUUAAUUCGUGAAAUGAUUGGUUCGAAUAUGAUUAUGAGUAAAUGGAUUACUAAUUGGGAAUAUAUUCCUCAAGGUGCAUUUUCUGAUUAUGUAUAUGUACAUACAGCACCUAUAAGUUAUGGUGAAUGUAAUUGUGGAUUAUCAUUUAAAUGUACUCAGUCAUCAGGAGAUAUGAUGAGUGGUUGUUAUCCACUUGAAUCUAUUCUUCAAACAAAACUUUACUGUUUUUAUGAUCAAAAUUGUAUUGAUUCAAAUGGAAAUUUUACAAGUUUAAAUAUGUCUGCGUUAAAAAAAAGUCAAUUUCAUUUAAAUUCAACAAUUGAAUCAAUUUUAAAUAAUUUAAUGAUUGAAGAAUAUAAAACUAAUUUAUUAUAUGAAAAUUAUUUUAAUCAAUGUCAACCAUUAUCCUGUUCAUAUUCUUAUAUUAAAACUCAUGAUAUAACUCAAACAAUAAUAUCUCUCAUUUCUCUUUAUGGUGGAUUAGUUAUUAUAACUCGUUGUUUAGCAAUUAUUUUUGUUAAAAUUUAUCAACAUAAAAAAAAUCGAAUUAAUCCCGAAGUUCUUCAACAAAAUAUUUAA